This is a messenger RNA of Daucus carota subsp. sativus, 1794 nucleotides long. Its product is annotated as calmodulin calcium-dependent NAD kinase. The record is from RefSeq and is a predicted model, not a curated record. Lineage: Eukaryota; Viridiplantae; Streptophyta; Magnoliopsida; Apiales; Apiaceae. The transcript has 8 exons. Gene Ontology annotation, molecular function: kinase activity; ATP binding. Bases 140 to 1633 code for a protein of 497 amino acids.
GCUUUCUCUAUAGCUCUCCUCCCUCUAUAUAUAGAAUGAUCAAUUCUACAAACAAUUCACAACUCUAAAGGAUAACUACUCACCGCAGAAAUAUAUUGCUGCUGCUCAGAUCAGCCAUCACCAAAUUUUUUCUCUCAAAAUGCAUUAUCUUCGACAUAAACACAAAGCACACAAAGACGACCAUCAUUCUCUUGUUCCAAGGUUGGGGAGUUCAGAAUCAAGCCAUCAUUCAACGCUAGAAAAUUUUGCUAAUUAUGUUGCAAGGCAGAUUGGAUUCACAGAUGGGAGUGAAUGUCCAGAACUAAGCAAACUGGCAUAUGAGUAUUUGAAGCAAGGGAAAGUUUGUGAAGAGAAGAUAUAUGAAUAUUUUAUUUCUCAGCCAGAAGCUGAUUUGCUGUAUGGAAAACUAUUGGAAGAAUUUGACAGAUGCAUUUUAUCCUAUUUUGCAUAUCACUGGUCUCAGGCUUCUGACAUGAUCACUCAGGUGUUAAGCGUUGACUCUGAGCAGAAGAAGCUCAAGAACAUGGUAAUGGCAGCUACAAGGAAGAAGAGAUUCGAGAAGGUAACAAAGGAUCUGAAAGUGACAAGAGCAAUAUCUCUUUUAGUGGAGGAAAUGAAGGCCAUUGGGUCAUCAAACGGGCCAGAAGAUUCAACUGGGCUCAUGGUACCCGUGGCUCACAAUGAAAGAAGUCCUGUGCUCCUUUUCAUGGGUGGUGGUAUGGGAGCUGGAAAGAGCACUGUCCUCAAAGACCUCCUCAAUGAUUCAUUUUGGUCUGGAGCUGGAACAAAUGCAGUAGUAGUGGAAGCGGAUGCGUUUAAGGAGAGGGAUGUGAUCUAUAGAGCUAUUAGCUCCAGGGGACAUCAUCAGGAUAUGCUUCAAACUGCUGAACUGGUGCAUCAAACAUCGACAGAUGCUGCAUCAUCACUCCUAGUCACAGCACUGAAUGAAGGGAGGGAUGUGAUCAUGGAUGGUACAUUUUCAUGGGAGCCCUUUGUCCAACAGACAAUUGUCAUGGCACGUGACAUUCAUAAGCAUCGCUAUCGCAUGGGAGUUGGCUAUAUUGUCCAAGAUGAUGGGACUGUUAUUGAGAACUACUGGGAAAAAAUAGAUGAAAACGAAGAAGGUUAUGAAAAAAUAGGCAAACGAAGGCCUUAUAGAAUAGAGCUUGUGGGAGUUGUUUGUGAUGCUUAUUUGGCUGUUGUUAGAGGUAUCAGGAGGGCUGUAGCAACUGGAAGGGCAGUGAGGGUGAAUUCACAGUUGAAAUCUCACAAGAGAUUUGCUAAUGCAUUUCCAAAUUAUUGCCAACUUGUCGAUCAUGCCAGGCUCUACUGCACCAAUGGCAUUGGUGCUCCACCUACUUUAAUAGGGUACAAAGAUGGAUUGAGCAAGUUGUUAGUGGAUCCAGAUGAAAUCAGAUGUCUGAAAAUGGUAAGCAAGUUGAACGAUGAAGCGGAUUCCAUCGAGGAACUUUAUGCAGCAGCAGCUGGUGAACAUGAUGGUGAAGAAUUGAUAGUGGGGAUUGGAUCACAAGUAUGGAAAGACAUAGUUCUGUUGCCUGACAGACCCAAAAUUCAACAGGAACUGAUCGUGGCUAUUCGAAAAAUUGAAACUUCAGCUGCAUCCUCAUCAUAAUUAGUAUUUCCGGAGCUUGAAAGAUACUACUACUUGUAGCUAUCAACCUCUUAAUAAUUUACACUAUGUGCAUUGAUGAUGUUUCAUAUUUUUCUCUAUGGUUACAUUAGCUUAUGCUGCCAUAGGUUUCUUGAUUAACAAUAAGCACUUUUUUCCUUCUA